This is a messenger RNA of Bombina bombina (fire-bellied toad), 3326 nucleotides long. RefSeq names its product jade family PHD finger 3 (gene JADE3). Lineage: Eukaryota; Metazoa; Chordata; Amphibia; Anura; Bombinatoridae. Gene Ontology annotation, cellular component: histone acetyltransferase complex. Gene Ontology annotation, biological process: regulation of transcription by RNA polymerase II. Bases 191 to 2614 code for a protein of 807 amino acids. The record is from RefSeq and is a predicted model, not a curated record. The transcript is spliced from 11 exons.
GUGUGGAUGUGUGCGCCUGCUGAGAGGUUGCAGACACCAAGGAAAGGCUCGGUCAGGGAAACCAGGAUACUUGCUUUACGGGCGAGGUGGCCGAGCGUUCUUUGAGCAUGCAGAACAGUCUGUGAUCUGCAAGGAUCUAUUCCGGUGCCCGCACUGCAGUGAGUGGUGCCGCUGACAAGGAUGCGUCAGGAUGAAACGCCACAGACAUCUCAGCAGCAGUGACAGCUCAGAUAAUGAAAGUCCUUCUACCUCCUUUUCCUCAUGCUAUCCCUACAAGAGCAAAUCCAUAAUGACAGCCGAUGAAGCAAAGAAGUCUGCCGAGGUAUAUCGUAAAGAUCUUAUUAGUGCAAUGAAAAUUCCAGACUCUCAGCAUGUGAAUGUGGAGGAAUAUUACCGCUUUACUGACACAUGGAAGCAGGAAUGGGAGAAGGGUGUUCAAGUGCCAGCCAAUCCUGAUACCAUUCCACAGCCUUCUCUUAGGGUUAUUACAGAAAAAGUGAAGGAGGUCCUGUUUUCACGUCCACGGAAGUACAUCCACUGCUCUAGCCAAGAGCCCACAGAGCCAGGAUAUAUCAACAUACUGGAGCUAGCAGAGAGCAUGUGUAGAUAUGAUCUAGAUGAUGUGGAUCUAUACUGGCUGGAAGAAUGCAACCUGGAGCUGGCUGAUAUGGGAUGUCCACCUGUUGAUGAGAGCACAAUGGAAAAAACUCUGGAGGUGCUAGAAAGGCAUUGUCAUGAGAAUAUGAACCAUGCCAUAGAGACAGAGGAGGGCCUUGGUAUAGAAUAUGAUGAGGAUGUCAUCUGUGAUGUGUGCCGUUCACCAGAUAGUGAGGAGGGCAACGAUAUGGUAUUCUGUGAUAGGUGCAACAUCUGUGUACAUCAGGCAUGUUAUGGCAUCCUGAAGGUCCCAGAAGGUAGUUGGCUUUGCCGUACAUGUGUUUUGGGGAUCAACCCACAGUGUAUUUUGUGUCCAAAGAGGGGAGGUGCAAUGAAAGCUACAAGAACUGGAACCAAGUGGGCUCAUGUGAGCUGUGCACUCUGGAUACCAGAGGUGAGCAUUGCCUGCCCUGAGAGGAUGGAGCCAAUUACAAAGGUUUCACACAUCCCUCCUAGCCGUUGGGCAUUAGUCUGCAGUCUUUGUAAGAUGAAGACAGGUGCCUGCAUACAGUGCUCUGUUAAAAGCUGCAUCACUGCCUUCCAUGUAACCUGUGCUUUUGAACACACCCUGGAGAUGAAGACCAUACUAGAUGAGGGGGAUGAAGUAAAGUUCAAGUCUUACUGUGUGAAGCACAGCAAGAAUAAGCACUGCUCCCAAACAGAAACGGAAGCACCACAAAAGGCACAUGUUGAAACAAGACCAACAGAGAGUGAAAAAACCAGCCUGAGAGCCCAGAAGCUUAAGGAACUUGAGGAGGAUUUCUACACCUUGGUGAAAGUAGAAGACGUAGCAGCAGAAGUUGGCCUGCCCAAACUUACUGUGGACUUAAUUUAUGCGUUUUGGAAGUUAAAGCGAAAAAGCAAUUUCAACAAACCACUGCUGCCUCCUAAAGAGGAUGAGCAGAAUGGUUUGAUACAGCCCAAGGAGGACAGUAUUCAUACCCGCAUGAGGAUGUUCAUGCAUCUCAGGCAAGACCUAGAAAGGGUACGAAAUUUAUGCUACAUGGUCAACAGACGAGAAAAGAUGAAGUUAUCCCAUAGCAAAAUUCAUGAACAGAUAUUUAAUCUACAAGUACAACUUGUGAAUAAGGAGAUGGCAGCAGGACAUCCUUUAUCAAGUGCACUGGAAAAUACACUUUUCUAUCCUCCUCCCAGAAUAACGUUGAAACUGAAAAUGCCAAAAUCAACAAUGGGAGACAGCAAAAAUAACUCUAAGACUGCUAAGAUUUCCAGCCCCUCAGACACAGAGCGUCAAAAGGAAUUGUCUGAGCUUACCACCAAACACUACUCAAGGUAUGCUUCUGAACGAAGAAGCAAUGGCUUACUUGUUGGAGUCACUCGUUCACGUAAAGAGCAUCAGGACACAGGGUGCCAGCAAACAAGAUUUCAUACAUCAGGGAAACCCUUUUCACUACAGGCAGUCAUCCAUGGUCAAUCUUCAAAUGGCAGUGGGAAAGUACAAAAUGAUAAUUUGAGGUUAACUAAAUCCAAUGGUGUGUUGAGUUCUGUCGGAGACAAAACACAGGAUAACUCCAGACAGACUACUCACGAACAAGACUCUAUCAUCACAACACACUUGGUGAGACAGAGCAGUCUUAGAAAUACCACAAUAGAACAUUUUAGUAGGUCAUUCAAAGAGACAACAAACAGCCUAAUAAGGACCACAGAGGACCUCCGGAGUGGUGAAAAGCCACAGAGAAAGCAAUCUGCAAAAGAACUUUUGUGGUCCAAACAGGCUGUUGACUGUCAGACAUCUGGGACACCAUACCAGGAUAAUGAUGGCUACUGCCCUGACCUUGAAUUGAGUGACUCUGAAGCAGAAAGUGAUGAAAACAAGGACCACAUGCGGCUCAGGAGGAGUAGCUUGAGAAAAGAAAGUCCCAGCAAAGACUCUAAUAGAGACAGUCGCAACAGAAGUAAAAAAAACAUAGUUUCUCAUAGUUCAGUGAAAAGGUGAUACAUACCUUUUAAAUAGAAUCAGACAUUUGCUUUAUUUUAAUAAAUAUAUUAAUGCCAAAAAAAGUCAGUAAAACCCUGAGUGAAAUUCAGUGAUGUGUUGUAAUCCACAGAUCAACAAGGAUUUUGAUAAAGCUUUAGCUGAAGUUAUUUGGAGUUGUGUAUAAACCAUCAACAUGCGUGGGAAAAUCAAUCAGCCCUAAUUCUAGAAAAGGGAGUUAACAUUUUUACAUUUAUUUAUUUAAUUUUCCUUUUGUGUGGAAUGAUAUAGCAAUUUUACAUUGGUAAACAAGUGGCCGAAAUGUUUGCACAAAUAUCUUCAGAGACGAUUUGCUUGUGCCUCAGAGGGAUCCAUUAUGGAAAUGCUCCACAUUGCAGCACACAUUAUUUUAAUGUUUAACUGCUGAAUAUGAAAGAAAUACACCUUAUAAUCAUAUUGAUUAGUGUCUAACAUCUCAUAACUGUAUGCAUUGUGGUAGCCUACCAAAUAUGCUGAACUUAACAUGCUCCUAUAUACAUAAUCUCCUUGAAGAUCUCAUCUCUCUUUUUAUGUAAAUAGCCUUUUUAUUCACUACUAGGCUUCUUCUUGCCUCUGUAAAGAUAUUGCUUGUAGUGCAAUGCACUUGUAAAUAUUUCACUCAUUGUUGUAGAGGAUACUAAUUUGUGAAAACUGUUUACAAAGAUAAGUUGUAGAAGUAAAUACUUAUCAACAA